Molecule: messenger RNA, 1168 nt
Organism: Schizophyllum commune H4-8
Lineage: Eukaryota; Fungi; Basidiomycota; Agaricomycetes; Agaricales; Schizophyllaceae
Exons: 6
Coding region: 1-1035 (344 amino acids)
Biological process (GO): translation
Cellular component (GO): ribosome
Molecular function (GO): RNA binding; structural constituent of ribosome
Source: RefSeq, a predicted model, not a curated record
AUGCUGAUGAAGCAGCGCGUCGAGGAGAUGGAGAAGGAGGCCGCGAAGCUGCGCGAGAUGCAGGAGGCGGCGGAGAAGGCGUCUGAGUCGGGGGUCAGUGGGGGCGCGCCCAUGGACACGGAGGAGGACAAAACGGCGGCAGACAACCGCAGCAUAUAUGUCGGAAAUGUCGACUAUAGCGCGACGCCAGAGGAUAUCCAGGCGCACUUCCAGGCGUGCGGCACGAUCAACCGGGUGACGAUCUUGUGCGACAAGUUCACUGGGCAUCCGAAGGGGUAUGCAUACGUCGAGUUUGCUGAGCCUGAGCAUGUCGAUGCCGCUGUCACAAUGGACAACUCCUUGUUCAAGGGUCGGUUGAUCAAGGCGGUUACCGCGGCGGAUACCGCGGGGGCUACCGUGGCUAUUCGCCAUACCCAAGAGGGCGGGGAAGCCAUGCUCUCCAACGCGGUCAAACGAUGGCCGCGUCUGAUGUCUACCAGGACUGGCGCGUCCGCUGCCUCCGCUUCCAAGGCCGCGCCCCCACCCCCGGCACAUAAAGCCAAGCCCGCCUCCAGCGAGCCGCAGCGCAGGCCGCCCGUGCAGCCCCGGCCCUACCCCUUCGCACUCAACCCCAUUCGCAUCGAGCCCACCGCGACCCUUCCGCCAGAGCGUGUGCUCAAAGGCAAAGGUGUCAUGGAAUACGUGAAGGACACGCUGCCCAACGCGCGCCGCAAGGCCGUCGCGGACCGCCUCUUCGGGCGCAACUCCCCCCAGCGGGUGCCCAUUGGCUCGGUCCUGACUGUGCAGCAAGAGCACGCGCCGACGCAGUUCACGGGUGUGUUGCUGGACGUGCGCCGCCGCGGCCCGGCGACGAGCUUCCUGCUUCGGAAUAUCGUGCAGCGGACGGGCGUGGAGGUGCGCUUCUUCGUGUACUCGCCGCAUAUCAAGGAUAUCAAGAUCAACUCGCGCGCGAGGGGGACAAGGAGAGCGAAGUUGUACUACUUGCGGGACUCGCCAGAGAAGAUGAACGCUAUUGCGUCGGGGAGGGCCAGAUAAAACCUUCCCUAUACUCCUCGGGAGCGUGCCCUUGAUAGGCGGUGGAAUAUGUCGGGAGCCCUUCAUAUCAUGUUCCCUCUAUUAUUCCUCGGGCGCUUACUGGUAGUGAUAAUGCAUGCCCCGCCUCAUCCGA